AUUUUCUUUACAGUGGUGGUGAUGAGAACCAGGCGGUGACAAUAAGCAAUUCCAGUGAACCUAGACGUGUUUUCUAAGUGUAACGUUACAGAACCAUUCAGACGCUCGCGGAUAAAAAGACCAAAAAAUGCUUUACUGUUUGAAUCAUCAAUCAAACUCGUUCUCAGAAAACAGGCACAGGUCAAAUCCAGAAAGGCCAGAGAGUAAAGAAACACAAACAUAACAGGCAAAAACAACCCAAAACGGGUCAGGCAUAAACAGGUGAGUCAAUAUACAGCUAAUGAGUGGUCGCGGGUGUAACAGAUCAGUACUCAGGAGAGAGAGAUCUGUGAUUGGAGCAUGGUGGAGGGUCAGGAGUCAUGGGAUCUCCCAGAGGAUUCUGCGAGAUGGAGUCCAGGGAAACCUCUGAUCCAUAGCGAUGCGUGACACUGAGUUGUUUGCUGUAAUGCUGAUGCUGGUAAAAUAGUGGUAAAUCUGGGACUCUUUUUUUGCAAAAGCUUCUCAAAACUAUCGCUAAAGAACGUCUCAGGCAUCAGGCAGCGUGUUUGUAACUAUUUCAGAAGGGCUCCGUGAAAGUUAGGUUUUAGAGGCGUUAAACUCUUUGGACGUCUGGUUCCUAUCACUACCGCUGUAAAUAAUUCAGAUAAGGCAGGUUCCUUUAGAACAGAGCACUUCACGUCAAACCACUCUGAAUGACUUUGUUUACGUCUUAAUGAUUCAAUUAUGCAGACAUUUUAAAGAAUUAGUGGGAUUCCCCUUUAAAUGAGAAUAAUCGUGUCAGGAGUUUGAUUUAUAGCUAGUAAUGCAUGAUUCUCACAAAUGUUUUGACUUCCUGUCUGUAAACUCUAGCGUCUGACUGACCUGAGCGCCUCCUGAUGGGGGAAGCGAAUGUGAAGAACUUUUAACCUAUUAAAUUAAUAAACACGUGUCACUGCGCAUGACGUAUCGCUUCUGAACAGACUGACUGGAAUCGCCUACAGUCCUACAACCUGGACAAAUGUCUGCACAGGAGCAGAGCGGUUCUGAGUUCUUGCAGGCCAGCAGCCUGGUCGAGUGUCCACCACAGAAACCUGUGAAACAGAAACAGGAUUCUUUAAUGUAGAUGUCUGAUUAGGGCGUCACAGCUCCAGGCUGGUUGCCUUAGUUAGAUAUUAACCCCUCACUGAGGAGUGCGCGUGAGCAGGAGAGCCGAACACUUGAGAGAUCAAAGGCCUCCAGACCAAUAAGGAAUUGAUCUGAACACCACUCUGGACGGCGGCAGUCUCUCAUCUUCAUCUUCAGUAAUUACAAUAGACUACCAGGAGAACUCCAGAAAGACGAUUAUUCAAGACCUUCACGCCAUAUCGACUGAUUUCUUCAUGGUGACAAGUAUUCGCCCUGUGUGGGAUUCUCCUGCAUAAAGUCUCCAGAGGUUCUGCUGGUCGCCUGCCAGGAGGCCUCUGGAAGGAAGCUAUCACGUGACUUGAGAUGCCAGUGUUUUGCCAGAAGCCCGAACAGCCGCGAUGCAGCUAAUGAAACCCUUCCAGACAAUGCAGAGCAAGUUAUACAACAUCGGCUCCGGCGCCUCGUUUCAGAGUGACGGCACGUUGGGACACAGUGACGCUCCCCGGGAAGACCACCGACAGAAGAAUGUUUGUCCAUUACUGUACCUUGGAAACGACACCCCGAAUCACCUAAAGAAGAGCAGCGAGGACACUACUCUUCUCAGCCUUCCCGGUGAAUCUCACCACAGCUUUAUAGCAUCACCCCUCCAUCUCCCUGCAUCACCAGCGCUACACAGCUCCUCUCUGCACAGCGGCCACAUCAGCACUGCUUCAAAGCUCAGCUUUACUUUUGACGGCAAGCAGAUCUUCCCCUGGAUGACAGAGUCUAAGAGAAAUCCCAAACAGAAAAGUCACAGCUUCUGCGAUGCUUCUGUUAAUGGCUCCAAAAGAACUCGCACUGCGUACACGAGCGCCCAGUUGGUGGAGCUGGAGAAGGAGUUCCACUUCAGCCGCUACCUGUGCAGGCCUCGGCGCCUGGAGAUGGCCAGUCUGCUGAACCUCAGUGAGAGACAGAUCAAGAUCUGGUUCCAGAACCGAAGGAUGAAACAUAAAAAAGACAAUAAACUGAAAAGAAAGCCCCCCUCUCCCAACGCAAGCCCGCCCCGUUCCCUGCGAACGAACGUUAAUAACCCGCCUUCAGAGACUCUGAAUUCUCAGCCUGUUAGCGCUCCUCAAAGCCGUGUGUCCACUAGCAGCCAGGUUUUCCGAAAUCGCGUGGAUUCUUGGUGUCACACGCAGAGAAAUAGAUCUACAAAUGACUCGAACUCUCCAUUUGUAAAUGAUGGUGAUGGUGUUGUCUUCAAUGACCACGGCUGCUUCAGUUAUGUGGAGGGUAACCAAGGGGCUUUUAUGACCUCCUGCGCGCCCCCAAUCCACAGAUUUACUCAUUUUUCACACGUUUUGUCUCACAGUAGAGUUGAGCAGCACGAAAGCUGUCUGAAUCGCAAAUCCUGGUCCUCUGCUCAGCUCUAAAGCCAUUUAAUUUACUCUUCAGCCGCUUUGGCUCCCUUACUAAACAAAUCAAACGUUU
This is a messenger RNA of Pygocentrus nattereri (red-bellied piranha), 2574 nucleotides long. Its product is annotated as homeobox protein Hox-B3-like. Lineage: Eukaryota; Metazoa; Chordata; Actinopteri; Characiformes; Serrasalmidae. The transcript has 4 exons. Gene Ontology annotation, biological process: regulation of transcription by RNA polymerase II. Gene Ontology annotation, molecular function: RNA polymerase II cis-regulatory region sequence-specific DNA binding; DNA-binding transcription factor activity, RNA polymerase II-specific. Gene Ontology annotation, cellular component: nucleus. Bases 1503 to 2516 code for a protein of 337 amino acids. The record is from RefSeq and is a predicted model, not a curated record.